Molecule: messenger RNA, 1080 nt
Organism: Giardia duodenalis
Lineage: Eukaryota; Fornicata; Diplomonadida; Hexamitidae
Product: putative Structure-specific endonuclease subunit SLX1
Exons: 1
Coding region: 1-1080 (359 amino acids)
Biological process (GO): double-strand break repair via homologous recombination
Cellular component (GO): Slx1-Slx4 complex
Molecular function (GO): crossover junction DNA endonuclease activity; 5'-flap endonuclease activity
Source: RefSeq, a predicted model, not a curated record
AUGACCAUUUUUAGCGGCCCCCGUGGCUUGUUUGCGUGCUACUGUCUUGUCGCCGAGUCUUCAGAGUCCCCUAAACGUUGUUAUAUUGGGUUUACGAACAAUCCUUUGCGCAGAAUCCGGCAGCACAAUAGAAAGAUUGCCGGAGGUGCUCGGAAGACGUCUCGCUAUGGCCCAUGGCGAAUGGUCCUAUUUGUUGGAGGAUUUUCUACCAAAGUAUCGGCCCUAAAGUUUGAGUAUAUCUGGACGUACCCUACUCGUAGCAGGUAUGUGAACUGUAUCUCUGCUACCUCACAGAAGUUACGCUUAGCAUGCCCCCGAAGCAUUUCAACGGCACUCGACGUCCUGGUCACGCUUUUAAUCCAUCCUCCCUUUUCUCUUCAGCCUCUCUACGUCGUACUUCUGGACGCUGAGGGUAAUAGAGUUAAGUCCCAACUAGAACAGCACUCUGUCCCCGUAUUUGUUAGCACUAUGGAGGCUUUGCAAAUAGAGCCGGGGGUGCGAGCACCGAGCGACAUUAUAUAUGCCCAAUGUACUUCAUCGAACGGGACAACCGACACAACGUUCACCGAUGUCUGUCCUAUAUGCCAAGACGGAGUAUCUCCAUCCAACGUCCAAUGCAUGCAGUGCAGUGCGCGUUUUUGUAUCACCUGUGCUGGAAAGCUCUUCACAAGGCGAAAUACUUUGAUACCUUGUUUCGGAAAGUGUCCAAUAUGUAAGAGAGAGUUUCAGUGGAAGGAAAUGCUCAGAAAGCGGGCGGAAGAGCUUGUUGCCGGACGUAAAUCAGUACCUCAUAAGACCCAAGCUGUUGAUGGACAAUCAAGCCUAUCUCAGAACUCCUCCUAUGAUGAUUAUGACACCAUCAGCUUACUAUCUUCAUCAUCUGAGCCAGAAAAGGAUGAUAUUUCGAGAGACGAAAGCGGAACCGUUGCCAGCGUUCAGCCCGUAUCCUCUGUGGCUCUAAGUGACUCUAGCAGAUCACCAGCCACAACGUCCCCCACUAAGCCUCUUGCCAUAGACCCUCUUCUCUCCUCACCUCGUCCCUGUGCCCUUCCAUCUGAUGUCAUAAGUAUCACAGAUUGA